UGAAACUUGACCUUAACUCCCUUAUCCCACCACGUAGACCAGUACUGGAGCUUCUUUGACGAAGUGUCUCAGUCGAUCCAGCUUCCCGAGCUCGGACACAGCAGCCAUGAGCACCCGGCAGUCAAGAUCAGGCAGUAUCCCAACACCUCGUGCGGGCUCAUCGACCUCACCUACUCGCAAUAUUGAAUCUGUGAUAUCCAUCCCUUUCUCUACGUACAACGCACCGCCUCCUCGUCCCCGAAUCUCCACGGCUCAGCCAAUCUCUGUGCAAUACCGCAACAGCGAUGAUCCACGGGCGAGACGAAGUAACCCUGCCAGUUUGCCUCCGACGAGGUCGUCCGCAGCCCGGUCCAUGAGCUAUUCGGCGCCGGGAAUCUCCUUUCGAUCCUCCUCUCGCCCCAGCACGUUUGAACCUCGAAUCGUCCGUGCAGACUCCGCCGAUCCCGCAUGCCUGCCGUCCUCCUCUUCAGCCUCCUCGUUCUCUAUCCCUCCUGCUCGUCCGCGGCGCACCAGUGCUGCGGGUGCUCAAACUCAGAGAGCCACCCUGGCGCCUGCGGCGAACGUCACUGCGCCUGCCCGCCCAACCCCAUUCACGUGCCCCGCCUACCUGGAACAUUCUGCGCUGAGACAUCUGCUCCAGACAGAAGCCCCUCCCGCUCUUCCCCCGUCCCGGAAGGCGGCCGUGACGCGCAGAUCAGCCACUCCGUCAGACAGUGACGAUGAUGGCAGCCCUCCUCCCCGGCGGUCAACAUCAAUGUCUAUGAAUAUCACUAUCCCCACGCGCUGGAGCGAGCGGCAUCGGCACGAGACUCUGAGUAUCUCGGAAGACGGACGGGAUGUGACCUAUCAGGGUGCCUCGUGCAACGGCGAGAAGGACGCGGCAGCUGUUCGAACCACAAACCCCAUCCCACCGGCAUGUGGCAUCUACUAUUACGAGGUGGAGAUUCUCAGCAAAGGCAACAAAGGACACAUCAGCAUUGGAUUCGCUGGGAAAGACGUGCGCAUUUCGCGACUUCCUGGAUGGGAACGCGAUUCGUGGGGAUACCACGGUGACGACGGGUGCUCCUUCGCCGCGGAAAAGAACGGAACACCGUUUGGGCCUAAAUUCGAAUGCAAGUCUACUGGUGACAUCGUUGGAUGCGGAGUCGAUUUCAGCACCUACCAGGCUUUCUACACGCACAAGGGCCGCAUGAUCGGGUCGGUUUUCAAGGAUGUGGGCAAGCACUUUGAGCUGUACCCAUCGAUUGGCCUGCGGCACUCUGGGGAAGCCGUGCGCGCCAACUUUGGCCAAGCGCCCUUUCUGUUCCCGAUUGACUAUUAUGUCCAUCAACAGCGUGUGCGAAACUGGUCAAACAUCAUGACGACACCGAUCGGGUCACCCCCCAACACUGAGCAGCAGACCAAAGCGGCACUUGACAAGCUCGUCUUGGCGUAUCUGGCACAUCACGGGUACGCCAAGACGGCCCGCGCAUUCCAGAAACAGGCUGCGGCGGACGACGUCGAGAUGGACGGGACCACGGCAGGCAUGGAUGCCGAGAUCGACAACCGGAUGCGCAUCGUCAACUUCGUGAACCAGGGGGACAUCGACUCGGCUCUGCAGGAGACCGAGCGACUGUAUCCAGGGGUGCUCGGGGCCGACGAGGGGCUGAUGCGCUUCAAACUGCGCUGCCGCAAGUUUGUGGAACUGCUGCUGCGGGCCACGGCGCUGCACAAGCGGAUGGACGAGGACAAGGACGGGAUGGAGAUCGACGAACACGGCAGCAUCAAGGCCCAGGUCGAGCGCGCGCUCAGCCAGGCUAUCGUCUAUGGCCAGUCGCUUCUGAGCGACUACGAAUCGGACAAGCGUCCCGAGGUCCAAGCGCUGUUCACCCGAACAGUCAGUCUCGUGGCAUGGCAUGACCCGAUCGAGCGUGGUGGGAUCACCGCGCAGGUGGCUGGCCCGGAGGCCCGAACGGAACUGGCCAACGAGCUGAACCAGGCGAUUCUACGAUCACAAGGACAGCCCGCCAAUCCCGCUCUGGAGACCGUCUACAGACACACCUCCGCCUGCAUCCACCAACUGGGCAUAUCGGGUGUCGGGGCCGCUGCCUUUGCGGACAUGAGAAAGGAAUUUAUUGACGCGUGAAUUUGUGUAUUAUUUUAUUCUGCUGAUAUAUGCGAACAAUUGUACUGCACACGGUGCGAAGAGCAACGCCGCAACAGCCAGAGGUCAAGUGUCUACGCUAUUCAUUGAAUAUGAUACAAGUGAAGUGCUGCAGUGGUAAUGGAUGGGUAUCAGUAGGAUCCGAAUGCUGUCUAAGAUCUAUUUGGCCUGUGCCUUGCGCUUGAGCGCUCUCUCCUCCUCAUCUCCAUCUUCGUCACGCGGCCGCUUCAGGGUGCGGUCGCGGCUGGGUGUGCUCGGCACAAACUGCAUGGGGAUAGUGUUGAACGAGCUGUGCGGAGACAGGCUCUUCGCUUUGACUUUCGGCGUCACCGGCGGCGUGUCCUGCGGCAGUUCGAGUAGGAGCUCGCGGUAGCCAGCUUGCACGACAGCCAUCAACCUUGGAAGCUCUCAGAAGAUUUGCAUUGCGGAACACCGCCACCACUCACUGGGGAACCCGUGUGAAUAUCGUCAUAUAGACCUCCGCAAAGAUCCUCGGCAUGAGCAUCGAGUAGUCAUGCUUCUUGCAUCGUCAUCGAACUGCUCACUGUUUGGAACGCGUUUCGAAUAGAACCGAACAAAGUCGAGCGGGUGCAGAUGGUCGGUGUUGCCCGCCGCCUCCGCGAUCUUGCG
This is a messenger RNA of Mycena citricolor, 2773 nucleotides long. Lineage: Eukaryota; Fungi; Basidiomycota; Agaricomycetes; Agaricales; Mycenaceae. The record is from the annotation of a GenBank genome assembly.